Leptopilina heterotoma is the source of this 4476-nucleotide messenger RNA. RefSeq names its product DNA polymerase subunit gamma-1, mitochondrial (gene tam). Gene Ontology annotation, cellular component: gamma DNA polymerase complex; mitochondrion. Gene Ontology annotation, biological process: mitochondrial DNA replication. Gene Ontology annotation, molecular function: 3'-5' exonuclease activity; DNA-directed DNA polymerase activity; DNA binding. Bases 385 to 4302 code for a protein of 1305 amino acids. The transcript is spliced from 5 exons. The record is from RefSeq and is a predicted model, not a curated record. Lineage: Eukaryota; Metazoa; Arthropoda; Insecta; Hymenoptera; Figitidae.
AUUUUACAAAAUAAAAAUUUUCGAGUACAAAAACAAAGUGAAAUUGGUGCAAUUCAUAAAAACAAUGAGUAAAUAACGUAAAUAAACAUCUAAUUAAUACAAGUUUCUUGAAAAUAAUUUUCAAAACUUCUUUCUAUCGAUUUUUGAAAAUUUUCAAUGGAGUAAAACACGAACGUUGUUAGCGCAUUGUCAUCGCGCAUUUACAAAGUUUCUUUCGCGUCUAAUAAUUUGAUUUUAUUGAAUUUUCAAUACUUCAAAAUCCUUGAAACGAUAGACAGAAGAAAAAGGUAUUUCGCUAAGCUUUUCUACAGUACUUUUCAGAAACAGCACGUGUAGGACUUACAAAAUUCAGUUCGUAGAAAUUUGUUUAUUAAAUUUUUAAAGAUGAUUUUAAAGCUUAGAAAUAUGUCAGUGCGAUACAAAAGUACUAAUUUUUUCAAAGAGUUCGCUCGUAACGACAGAAAGAACUGUGAAAUACGUAUUAUUCGUAAAAAAGAAACAAGUGAUGGUGAUAACAAUGGUCUAACCUCAAAACAUUACAACAUGGGUUAUCAAUAUAAAUUUAUGAGAAAGGAUAUUAAAACAUCGCCCUAUGAUGUCCCACCAGAUCUCAAAUCAAUUCGAAGACUAAAACAAAAAUACAAAGGUUACAGUGCAAAAACAAAUAAACUCUCCGCUGAAAAUUACAUUUCAACAAGAAAUCCAGAAGAAAUAUCGGACGUUCACUAUGGAAUAAGAAAACGUUCAUUUUCCACAUUUUCGAAUAAUACAAAUUCACUCUGUGCCAAUUUUAUCCUAAAGGAAAGUAAAAAUUUCGAAAAACCUCUUAGAACCGUUAAAUGGAAAUCACAAACAAAUAAUCCAAUCAAUUCACCAGCUAGUAAUAUUAAAUAUCGCAAUUUUAAAAAUACAAAAUUCAAAGUAAUUAAAUUUAAAAAUUCCACACUAAUACAGGAGACAAUAAAUAAAACGACUACAAUUCAAGCAACAGAGGAAGUUUCAAAUGAUAACAAUGUUAAUUUAAAAACAGAUGAAAAUCGAGAAAAUGAAAUUUGUUUACAAAUGCUAUCGUCAUCAUUGUUUAAAACACUUUUUCCAGAAGGAAACCAGUCAUUUGUUUCCCCAGAGAAAUUAGAUUCAAUAAAAAAAGAAUUAGAAACUUUUGGAUUAAAUGUCGAUAAACAAAUUCGCUUACCAAAUGUGAAUGUAGAAUUGCCUAGUCUAGAGGGAAAGAAUAUUGAAGAGCAUUUUUACAAUAUUGCUACAUCACAAAUCAAACCCUACUUGAAAGUUGUGAAUGAGCUCAUUAAAAAAAUCCCACCAGCUCCUGAACAAUGGAUUCUUCAAGAAGGAUGGACAAAAUAUACAGAAUUCGGAUCGGAAAAAGUGGAUUAUCCACCAGAAGACGGAUUAAUAUUCGACGUAGAAGUUUGCGUCAAUGAAGGACAACUUCCAACCCUAGCAACAGCAGUGAGUAAAAAUGCAUGGUACGGUUGGGUGUCAAAAUCCCUCGUCGAAGGCUCGAAUGUCGUCAAGGACAAUUAUCUCUCCGACGACUAUCUCAUACCCCUCGAAAGUACAUCCGAAGACUAUGGAACAAAAUUAACAAAUUUCCAGAAACGAGGAAAAUUAAUAAUCGGUCACAAUGUCUCUUACGAUCGUGCUCGAAUUAAGGAACAAUAUUGGCUGAAUUCAACUGGAACACGAUUCAUCGAUACAAUGUCAAUGCAUGUAUGUAUUAGUGGAAUCAACAGUUUUCAACGAGCUCUCUUAAAGUCAAAUAAAGAAGAAGACAACGACGACGACAGCCUUGAUGAGAAGUUGCGCAAUCUCUCCUCAUUGAACAAUUUGUCUGACGUUUACAAACUCUAUUGUGGACGGAAAAUCGAUAAAAAGGCUCGCGACUUAUUUGUCGACGGUACACUUUUACAAAUUCGAGAGCAAUUCAACGAUAUGAUGAAGUACUGCGCCAAUGAUGUUCGUUCCACAUUUGAAAUAUUUCAAAUUUUAUUUCCUUUAUUUAAAGAGAGAUUUCCACAUCCAGUCACAUUUGCCGGAAUGUUGGAACUUGGCUCGGCCUAUUUGCCUGUGAAUUCAAAUUGGCGGCGUUAUAUCGAGGAGGCGGAUUUGACUUUCGAUGAUUUGAGUCACGAGUCGAAGGUUAUUUUGUCGAAAAGAGCGGCCGAGGUGUGUCGAUUGAUGCACGAUGGCAAGUAUAAGGAGGACUUGUGGAUGUGGGAUCAGGACUGGAGUACUCAGAGUGUUAAGAUCAAGUCGCUUCUGACGAAGGAGAAACGUUUGGAAAUGAUUCGAGAAAAGGAGGAAAGGGCGAAGGAAAAAGAGGCCGAGAAAAACGAAGAGGAAGAAAUCGAUCCGCUGGAGGAGAAAUUUUCCUAUUUGCACGACACGAAAUAUUACCUUCCGGCGAAAAUGCCACACAUGCCGGGCUAUCCCACCUGGUAUCGAAAAUUAUGUGACAAAAAAAGCGACGAGGACUGGCUACCAGGCGCUCAGAAUAUCAGCACUUCCAUGAAAGUCGUACCGAAGAUUUUGAAUCUCACUUGGGAGAAUUAUCCCCUGCACUAUAUUCGCGAACACGGUUGGGGAUUUCUAGUUCCCUACAGUCAAGAUCUUAGCAAGUGUCCACUGCCCGUUGAGAAUCGAGAAGGAGAGACUGAUUACGCAAUGAUGACUUUGGACUCAGAGGUACAGAGUGAAUUGUCAAAGACGGAAUUUUGGCGAGAGAAGAGGAGGAAAAACCCCGAGGGUACUUUCUACAAGGGAAGUGGAGUCUGGUGUAAUGUGGAUAUGGACAAUUGUUGCUGGUUCUUCAAACUCCCGCACAAGGACGGAGCGUCGAAGAAUGUCGGCAAUCCCUUGGCGAAGGAUUUUUUGAAUAAAUUCUCCGACAAUGUGCUCGCUGGUCUCGACGUGAGUGCCACCUCGGUUCUCAAGAUAGCGAGAAUGUUGUCUUAUUGGCGGAACAAUAGGGACCGAAUUCACUCCCAACUGGUUAUUUGGUUCAAUGAAAAGGGGUUACCGAGUGCUUUUAAGAAAAGAAAAAUGCGGUACGGCGCGAUUCUUCCCCAGGUUGUGGUCUCUGGGACAUUGACCCGACGAGCUGUGGAGCCGACUUGGAUGACGGCGUCGAACGCCCAUGGGGAGCGAAUAGGAUCCGAAUUACGUGCCAUGAUCCAAGCGCCUCCGGGUUAUAAUAUUGUUGGAGCGGACGUGGACAGUCAGGAAUUGUGGAUCGCUUCCGUGAUCGGCGACGCUCAUCACGCGAAAAUCCACGGAGCGACACCUUUUGGAUGGAUGACCCUGAUCGGUAAUAAAGCCGACGGGACCGAUAUGCAUAGCGUCACGGCGAAGGCGAUCGGAAUAUCCCGGGACCACGCGAAAGUAAUCAACUACGCUCGAAUCUACGGCGCCGGGCAGAGAUUCGCCGAGAGACUUCUGAAACAAUUCAACCCAACGAUGACCGAGUCGGAAGCGUCCUCAAAAUCGAAAAAAAUGUUCGCUUUAACAAAAGGACGAAAAGUCUACCGUCUGAAAAAGGAAUUCAUCAGCAAGGAGCUCACCGACAAGGAAUACUCCGGAGGAUUAAUAUUCAAACUAGCGAAGAUCUACGGUCGCACAGUGAGCGAAAUGUUCGAGAAAGGUCAAUGGAUCGGUGGCUCUGAAUCAGCAAUGUUCAACAGACUCGAGGAGAUUGCCGGCAGUUCACAGCCGGUUACUCCAUUCUUGAACUCGAGACUGAGUCGGGCAUUGGAGGGCCAACAGGUGGACGACGAUAAAUAUCUGCCGACGAAAAUAAAUUGGGUUGUUCAAAGUGGAGCGGUUGAUUUUUUACACUUGAUGUUGGUCUCGAUGCGAUGGCUGAUGCGCGAUAAUGCGAGAUUUUGUCUCUCGUUUCACGACGAAAUCCGCUAUCUGGUAUCGACCAAGUUUAAAUAUAAUGCCGCACUUGCCAUGCACAUUACAAAUUUGCUGACUCGUUCUUUUUGCUCCUCGCGACUUGGCUUGAAGGACUUGCCAAUGUCGGUGGCUUUUUUCACCUCAGUUGAAGUUGACACUGUUCUCAGGAAGGACGCAAAUCUCGAUUGUAAAACGCCGUCAAAUCCGCAUGGACUCGAGGCUGGCUAUGAAAUAUCGCCUGGAGAGAGUUUAGACAUUUGGAAGGCUAUUGAAAAAUCAUCGGGAAAUAUUGGCACAUACUCGUCGCAGAAUAAAAAUAGAAAUAAUUCUAAUCUUGAAAGUGGCAAAAGUAAAGAAGACGCCACUGAUGACGUUCGAAUGUGAUUUUUUUUUACUCGUGCAUUUUUUCUCCUAAAUUCAGAAUGUCGAAGUCAACAAAACGCAAACACGUGACCAGGGAACUUGAGGAGGAUUUAAGUGUGCCAUCGGAGACUCAAUCGAUAGUUCAACUGAUAGAAUCAAGAGGAAAUAACCUUCACGAAGCAAUGGAUGUAAACG